Molecule: messenger RNA, 4948 nt
Organism: Leptopilina heterotoma
Lineage: Eukaryota; Metazoa; Arthropoda; Insecta; Hymenoptera; Figitidae
Exons: 3
Coding region: 224-4600 (1458 amino acids)
Molecular function (GO): protein binding
Source: RefSeq, a predicted model, not a curated record
AUACUUUUUAUGCGUCGUUUUUUUAGAAAUGGCUUUGAUCGCUUUCAUAUUAUAAUAAUUCUAUAAUUAUUCAGUGAAAUGAACUAAAUUUAUUAUUAUAUAUUAUUAUAUUGACAGUUGAUCUUUUUUCUAUUUUUAUUCAACAAAUUUCAAACAUAACCUAUAAUUUUUUGCUCUUAAGAUAUUCAAAUCUUCGAACAAACAAUUUCUUAUAUUAAGAAUAAUGUCUUCUGGAGUCGGAGAUGAUUUUUGGGACAACGAUUGUCAUCAUGAUUAUAAUGACUAUGAUGAGCGCUAUGAAGUCGGAAAAUAUGAUUUCCAUCAUUCAGAUGUGUUUGAUUUACAUGUACAGAAAAGUGAUUUGAACGCAAAAAAUUUUCAAGCAAAAAGUCCCCUUUUUCUUGCCACAAGGACGAAUCAAAAACAAUUAGUAGAGAAACUUUUGACGAAUGGUGCAAAUGUCAAUAUUCAAAAUGAAGCAGGAGAAACGCCACUUUCCAUUGCAACGUCUAGAGAUAAUAUUGAACUUGUGGAAAUUCUUUUAAAAAAUGGUGCUGCACUAUCUGAAGCAAAUAAACAAGAUGAUCUUCAAUUAAUGUUUAAACCACUUUUUUAUGCUGUUGAUAAUAGAAAUUUCAAAAUGGUCAAAUUACUAAUGCUCAAUGGAUUUAACGCAAUUGAUGUUCAAUAUGGAGACAAUACUCUCUUAUCUCAUGCCAUAAAACAAAAUAAUUUUGAAAUGGUGAAAUAUUUAUUGGAACACGGCUCAAUAAUUAUGCCAGAAACCGAAGAAUUUUAUAUAUUUGAUGAAAAAUGCUUUAUAUUCUAUCAAGGUUUACAUUCUCAAAUACUACUUCAACUUUCAAUUCAUAACGGAUGUCUGGAGACAUGGAAAUACUUAUUAAAGAACAGUUCAAAAAUUGAUGCUUCCACAAAUUCUAAGCUUCAUUUAGCAGUGCGAGAGGGUCAAGUGGAAACUGUUCAAGAGAUCAUAAAACAAGAAGCUUUGAAUUUUGAUGCAGAGUCUAUUGCUAACAAAUUAGCUGUUUACAUUGCAGUGGAAAACGGAAAUGAAGAAAUUUUGAAAAUCCUUCUAAAUGCCGGUUAUUCUUUUCAAAUUUUCAAAAAUAGAAGUCCUCUUCACGUUGCUGCAACUUUCGAUCACACGCGACUAGUCGAGAUGCUAUUAAACGCCGGUGCUGAUUUAAAUUCCAAGACCGAUGAUGAAGAGACUUUGUUGCAUUUCGCAGCGGCUGCUGGACAACCAACGGUGGUUAAAUUUCUUCUUAAAUCCGGUAUUGAUAUUAAGGCUGCUACUAAAUCUAAACGGAAAUCAGCAUUAGAAUACGCACUACAAAGAGGUCCUGAGAAUGAAGAAUAUUGGACUCUUACCACUUUUGAGUAUCAAUCCACCUUGAACAUUGUAAAAAUGUUAAUUCCCGAGAUUGAAGAUCAUAAAAUCGACGAUUUGAAGAAAUAUUUAUUAUAUGUAAGUAAAAUUAGAGUUUCUGAAGAAAAGUCUACGUCUAGUUCAAAGGUACAUGAAGAAACGUUGAAUUGCGAUCAAAUAGAUCAAAUAUUUGGGGAGAAUGCAAAGAAUCAAUUUAGAAAUGAAAUUCUUUGGUUCUGUCUUAAUUACAUGAAUGAUAGUGAAAUUAAAUUAGUUUCAGAAGCAAUAUUAAUGAAGCCUAGUCUUCCCUCUGAUUUCAUUCACACUAUUUUUGAAUACAAUGAUUAUGAGUUGGGCAUGAAUGACAUUAAACGCUUGAUAGAAAGAGAUUAUAAAUGUUAUUUACUUCUACUAUGUCACACAAGUGGGUUUCCCGAAAGGUCGAUUCACAGAUGUGAAUACUUUCUAUUUGCUAAUGGUAUAUUUAAAAAUGAUCGUUUAAAAUUGUUCAUUGCACGUUUAGUUGUACUAGCCAAUAAUUCUUAUUCAGAAGAUGAAGUCAAAUUUUUCAAGAAUUUAAAUGUUAUUGAAUGGCGCAGCGAAUGUGAGCAGCAAAUAGAAAACAUGCGAAGAACAGAAGUGGUCAGUGACUGUAAGAUAACUUUCUAUGAUGUUUUAACAAAACCAGUGAAUAAACUUGCGAUUUACGUGAAAGACGAGCAUUUCCUGCAAAAGCUAGAAUCAUCCUACAAGCGAUUUCCAGCUUAUGCUGAAUUUUUAAAGUUAAAUGUCGAGAUAGGUAAACGUAGAAGAGACUUAAUUGACGAUUGCACGAAUUUGAUGUUUAAUCUGAUUGAGAGAAAUUAUAAAAUUCAGUUUACAACUGUUGAUAUCCUUAAUAUUUUUGAAUAUCUUUUAGCAGCUGAUCUGCAUCGUUUAUUAGCAAUCUUCAAGAAACAAUUUCAUCUAUAUAUAAAGAAUAUGUAUUCUGAUGAAGAGGAUUUUCAGGACAACGAUUAUGUUGAUAAUGAUGAUAGUGACUAUGAAGACUAUGAACUGUAUGAAGUCGGCAAAUAUGAUUUUCCCGCGAUGAACACUUCACUGUACAAAGCUGUCUAUUCUGGCGAUUUCGACCUGGUUCUAUCUUUGAUUGACAACAUUUCCGAAGAGGAGAGAAACAAAAUACCAUCAUUAAUGCACACAGCGGUAGCAAGAGGACACGCGAAAAUUGUUACCCUACUUGUCGAGCGCAAUUUUUCUUUCAACGAAGGAGAUGAAGAGGGGAACACUCCUUUGCAUCUAGCGAUAAGUUACAAUCAUCCUGAAGUGUUUGAUGUACUUGUGCAGAAAAGUGAUUUGAAUGCAAAAAAUUUUAAAGGCGAAAGUCCUCUUCAUCUUGCAGUAGAUGAUGAUCUCAUCCGAUUUGCAGAAAUUCUCUUAGCAAAUGGUGCAAAUGUCAAUAUUCAAGAUGAAAAUAAAAAAACGCCACUUUGCAUUGCCACGGACAGAAAUAAUAUUGAACUUGUCGAAAUUCUUCUAAAAAAUGGUGCUGGACUAUCUGAAGCAAAUAAACAAGAUGAAAAUCUUGAAUUAAUGUUUCAACCUCUUUUUAAUGCUGCUCUAAAUAACAAUUUAAAAAUGUUGAAGUUACUAAUGCAAAACGGAUUUAUCGCAAUUGAUGUUCCAUAUGAUGUCGAAAUUUCCUUAUCUUAUGCUUCACUUCUCAACGGAUGUCUGGAGACAUGGAAAUACUUAUUAAAGAACAGCUCAAAAAUUGAUGCUUUCACAAAUUCGAAGCUUCAUUUAGCAGUGCGAGAGGGUCAAGUGGAAGCUGUUAAAGAGAUCAUAAAACAAGAAGCUUUGAAUUUCGAUGCAGAGUCUAUUGCUAACAGAUUAGCCGUUUACGUUGCAGUGGAAAACGAAAAUGAAGAAAUUUUGAAAAUCCUUCUGAAUGCCGGUUAUUCUUUUGAAAUUUUCAAAAAUAAAAGUCCUCUACACGUUGCUGCAACUUUCGAUCACACACGAUUAGUCGAAAUGCUAUUAAACGCCGGUGGUAAUUUAAAUUUAAAGACCGAUGACGGUGAGACUUUGUUACAUUUCGCAGCAGCUGCUGGACAACCAACGGUUGUUAAAUUUCUUCUUAAAUCCGGUAUUGAUGUCAAUCCUGCUACUAAUUCUAAAUGUAAAUCAGCAUUACAAUAUGCACUACGAAGAGGUCCUGUGAAUGAAGAAUAUUGGACUCUUACUCCUCAUGAGUAUCAAACCACAUCGAACAUUGUGAAAAUGUUAAUUCCCGAGAUUAAAGAUAAUAAAAGCGACGAUUUCAUGAAAUGUUUAAUAUAUGUAAGUAAAAUUAGAAUUUCUGAAGAAAAGUCUACAUCUAGUUCAAAGGUGAAUGAAGAAACGUUGAAUUGCGAUCAAAUAAAUCAAAUAUUUAGGGAGAAUGCAAAGAAUCAAAAAUUCAUCAAUGAAAUUCUUUUGUGCUGUCUUAAUUACAUAAAUGAUACUGAAAUUAAAUUAGUUUCAGGAACAAUAUUGAUGAUGCUUAGUCUUCCCUCUGAUUUUAUUCACACUAUUUUUGAAUACAAUGAUUAUAAGUUGGCCUUAAAUGGCAUUUUAUACUUGAAUAGAAUAGAUUAUAGAAGUUAUUUAAUUGUACUGUGUCACUUAAGUAGGUAUUCCGACGCGACGAAUUCUAAAAUUAAAAACUUACUUUGUAAUGAUACAUUUAAAAACGAUUCUUUUGAUCGUUUACAAUUGUUCGCUGCACGUUUAGUUUUAAUAUCUGAUACUUUUUAUUCAAAUGAGGCAUACCAUUUUUUUAUGUAUUUUCAACUAUUGGAUUGGCGUAACGAAUGUGAGCAACAAAUAAAAGAGAUGAAGAAAGCAGAAGUUGUCAGUGACUGCAAGAUAACUUUCUACGACGUUUUAACAAAACCAGUAAAUAAACUUGCGAUUUACGUAAAAGACGAGCAUUUCCUGCAAAUUCUAGAAUCAUCCUACAAGCGAUUUUUUGCUUAUGCUGAAUUUUUAAAGUUAAAUGUCGAGAAAGGUGAACGACAAAGAGACUUAAUUGAUGAUUGCAUGAAUUUUAUGCUUAAUCUGAUUCAGAGAAAUUAUAAAAUUCGCUUUACAACAACAGACAUCCUUAAGAUUUUUGAAUAUCUUUCAGUAGCUGAUCUACAUCGCUUAUUAGCAGCAUUUUCAUAAUUAUGUCGUAACUGUUGAAUAGACAUGUUUUCUAUGUUCUUACGUACGUUCUUCCACUUUAGGGCAGAUUAAGUUUUAAAUACUUAAUGUUACUUAAUUUUUUCAUUUUCACUAAUUUUAAUCUUAUACUGUGUAAAUGUUAUGUAAUGUUAACAAAUGCAUUUAACAAUCGAUAACUCAUUUUUUUGUUUAUUUUUCAAAUGAUUUUUCUAAAAUCAUUUAAUUUAAUAAAACAAACAUUGUCCAUUUUAGUUGUAAGAUAAAUAUCUUCUUCGAUUUAAAAUAAAAAAAAAAUUGUCCAUUUACUUUAAAAGUAAUUCUACGAAAAUUGUUUCUCAUUCUCUAUUU